This is a messenger RNA of Scaptodrosophila lebanonensis, 1148 nucleotides long. Its product is annotated as sentrin-specific protease 8-like. The record is from RefSeq and is a predicted model, not a curated record. Gene Ontology annotation, biological process: proteolysis. The transcript is spliced from 2 exons. Lineage: Eukaryota; Metazoa; Arthropoda; Insecta; Diptera; Drosophilidae. Bases 269 to 916 code for a protein of 215 amino acids. Gene Ontology annotation, molecular function: cysteine-type peptidase activity; deNEDDylase activity.
UAAAAAGUAAAAUAAUGCUCCUAUAAUAAUUCAACAUUCGCUAGAAAUAGUUAAAGCUGGCAUUUUAGCUGUUCGCGAAAUAAUUGCACGCCCCGCCGUUUGCCGCCAAAAAUGAAUGAAAACGAAAACGAAAACAAAAACAAAGUUUGAGGCAAGAGUUGCAAUAUAUGUAGAACCACGUGCCCGGUCGUUGAUGCAAGGAACUGGUUUUGGGCAGCUGUCGCAACAACAAUAACAUUGACAACAACAACAGAAAACAUUAAAGAGCAUGUCUAGGCGGCCAAAUUCCGAUCCCAUAGCGUUAAGCUAUUUCGAUUCCUGCCUACGGCUCUCGGAUGUCAGACUGCUGGAUGGUCCCCAUUGGCUGAACGAUCAGAUUUUGUCGUUCUACUACGAAUAUUUGUCGCACAGCAAGUAUGGCGCUGAUUUGCUGUUUAUAGCGCCGGAACUAACGCAGUGCAUGAAAUACAUGGAUGAGAAGGAACUGGCGGAGAUCUUUGCUCAGCACAAGGCGGAUAAAAAAUCGUUUAUUUUCUUUGCCAUCAACGAUAACGAAACCGCCGAAGCCGGCGGAUCUCAUUGGUCCCUAUUGGUGUAUUCCCGUCCGGAGAAUAGUUUCUACCAUUUCGACUCAUCGAGCGGCAACAAUACCGCACCAUCAAAGGAGGUGAUGGACAAAAUUAAAGCCCAGUUGGGCGCUCGACAGGCAAAAUUCCGCCCAACUCGUUGCCUGCAACAGGUCAAUGGCUACGACUGUGGCAUCCACGUCAUUUGCAUGACUGAUCACAUCGCCGACUAUGUUAAUCGCUACGAUGCUGUCGAGGGCUUGCCUCUGCUCCAUAUCGAUACAGUUAAAGCAAAGCGUGCUGAAUUGCUUCAGCUAAUCUCCUCGCUCGGUAGUAAGGUAACCCAAUGAAUAUUUUUAUGUCUUGCCGUUGAAAAUGAACUUAAAAUAAUAUAAGCUAGAGAAAUGGAUGUGUUUUCUGGGCCCCCACGAACCAAUGUAGGCUACUUUUUGUAGUUUACUUUGUUCCCUAUUAAUGAGCUUGUUGUAAUAAACUGAUGAGCUUGCUUGACUGAAAUAAAUAUACAUAUAGCUACGCUUAGAGAAGCGCUGGCUGAUCUGGGCGUCUGCUAAGCAAAGUAAA